GGGCAUUUGAAAGUACGAUGACAUUUGAUGUCAGCUGUCAAAUAGCCCGGGGUAUCACCAUCCGUGAAGCUUACACAGAGUCGAGCCCGCCCCCAUCGAAUUUCCCGUUCGAUUUUGAUGCUUGUCAGAAGGGGUUGUGUAUAAAACGUAUUAACAAAAUGCUUGUUCUAGUUCUGGGCGAUUUACACAUUCCGCAUCGUUGCAGUAGUUUACCAUCGAAAUUUAAGAAACUUCUUGUACCCGGACGUAUUCAUCACAUUCUCUGCACAGGAAAUCUGUGCACAAAAGAAUCCUUUGAUUAUUUGAAAACUCUCGCAAAUGAUGUCCAUAUCGUUCGCGGUGACUUCGACGAGAACCUCAAUUACCCGGAGCAGAAAGUUGUGACCGUGGGACAGUUUCGAAUUGGAUUAUCGCACGGACAUCAGGUUGUUCCUUGGGGUGAUCCAGAAUCACUAGCUUUAAUACAACGUCAGCUUGAUGUGGACAUUCUGAUUUCCGGCCAUACACAUAAAUUUGAAGCAUAUGAACAUGAAAAUAAAUUCUACAUCAAUCCAGGCUCAGCAACUGGCGCUUAUAAUCCGUUGGAUACAUCAAUAAUACCAUCGUUUGUGCUAAUGGACAUACAGAGCACAACUGUUGUUACGUAUGUUUAUCAAUUGAUUGGUGAUGAAGUGAAAGUCGAGAGGAUUGAAUAUAAAAAGAGUUGAAGGGCGACAGUCAGAAGAAGGAUUUUUAUAUGAUGGGCGACUUCAAAGAAGUUUUAAUAAUUGUAACUAUUGAUAAAUCGUCUAUUUAAAUGUUAUUCACACGCCCGCUAAUUCUAUGGAAUAUUUAGCUACAUAUGUAUAAUUUAAGUAAUAUAAUAAAGGUCUCAUUGUAAUGCAGACGAAUAUCA
Molecule: messenger RNA, 895 nt
Organism: Hermetia illucens (black soldier fly)
Lineage: Eukaryota; Metazoa; Arthropoda; Insecta; Diptera; Stratiomyidae
Gene: Vps29
Product: vacuolar protein sorting-associated protein 29
Exons: 5
Coding region: 18-707 (229 amino acids)
Biological process (GO): intracellular protein transport; retrograde transport, endosome to Golgi
Cellular component (GO): endosome; retromer complex
Source: RefSeq, a predicted model, not a curated record